AUGUCUAAUCAGCUCUCAAUAAAAAAGUUAAGAUUAAUGCUUGCCAAAGAACAAAACAUGAUGAUAAAAGCAGAAAAAUAUGAGACAUUUAUAAGUUUGGGUCAAACAACUAUUAUGGAAUUCCAAUUGUUUCAAAUAAACUUCAGUCUUAAAUUGUUUCUAUUUGUACUUCCUUUGAGGGUCUUCAUUUGA
Molecule: messenger RNA, 192 nt
Organism: Clunio marinus
Lineage: Eukaryota; Metazoa; Arthropoda; Insecta; Diptera; Chironomidae
Source: the annotation of a GenBank genome assembly